GCUUUCUCACGGCCUUGGCGUUUCACAGGGAUUUUAUGGGAAACAGAGACCGCUCCGUAUGUAUCAUCGCAGUUUUUAAGGAAUUCGUGCGCUCCUCUGAGAGCAAGGCACUCGUGUAGUGCGGUGCAGCAACUGUCGCACCUUUGUUUUGCUUGAUCUCCGUAAAAGGCACGUUUUCCUCAUGCUAGUCUUUAUAUGUGCUGAGCGGCCGUGGAGAACACCAGUUCGACUCCUGCUGCUUUCAUUAAACUGCGCUUUAUUUUUACCAGCUCGCACUUAUCUCAUUCAGAAGUCAUAGUUUCGCAUUUGCGUCACAGCUUGCCUGUGCGAUUUGUUCGCAGUCACUGAGUUGCUAGCUUCUAGCUAGCCGGUUUUACUCAGUCGGUGUGUCGGAGCUGCUGCAAAAUGUCAGAUUUUGACGAGUUUGAGAGACAGCUGACUGAAAACAAGCAAGGUGAGAAAUAAAGCUAUCCGUCUGAUGUCAUUGAGCGUUUUGUCAUGUGUUUCAGUGGGUGUGGUUGAAAGACCUGCUUCGCUGGGCUAGCAGCUGGUCAGUCUGCAGACUAAAGACACAACCUGUCUUUACAAUUCUGUCCUGUAUGAGAUUGCACAGAACACCAAACACCAAACAGAACACCAAACACUUUUCAAGUUAUGCUGAUAAUAUGAUUUUUAGCGAAAAAGAAAUAUUAGAAAAAUGCAAAAUAGAGCAUGUUCACAAGUGGACUCAGACUGUGAACCCCACUGUAUCUAUGCAGAAAUUUAACAGCGGACAGAGACAAGGAGAACAAGCACCACCGGCGGAGUGGCUCGAGAAGUCGCAGCAGAGACCAUGACAGGAAGAGGAGGAGUGGGGACCGAGAACGGAGAGGCAGCCGAGAUCGUCAUGGAGAUAGCAAGGAUCACAGACACAGACGCAGUCGCUCCCCGCACCGUGAGAAGAAAAAGAUUAAAGUAAAGAAGUACUGGGAUGUUCCCCCUCCAGGUUUUGAACACAUCACACCCAUGCAGUACAAAGCCAUGCAAGCUGCAGGUCAGAUCCCAGCUACUGCUCUGCUGCCCACUAUGACCCCUGAGGGUCUGGCUGUAACCCCAACACCUGUUCCUGUGGUGGGCAGCCAGAUGACUCGACAAGCCCGGCGUUUGUACGUUGGCAACAUCCCAUUCGGUAUAACAGAGGAGUCCAUGAUGGACUUUUUCAACGCUCAGAUGCGUUUGGGUGGCCUGACUCAGGCCCCUGGAAAUCCAGUCCUUGCUGUUCAGAUCAACCAGGACAAGAACUUUGCCUUUCUGGAGUUCCGCUCCGUGGAUGAGACCACGCAGGCCAUGGCGUUUGAUGGCAUCAUUUUCCAGGGACAGAGUCUAAAGAUUCGCCGACCACACGACUACCAACCUCUACCGGGCAUGAGUGAAAACCCCAGCGUCUACGUCCCAGGUGGUAUCACUUGUUCUCUCUCUGUAGGCGUGGUCUCCACAGUGGUUCCUGAUUCGGCGCAUAAACUCUUCAUUGGUGGUCUCCCAAAUUACCUCAAUGAUGAUCAGGUAAAAGAAUUGCUGACGUCAUUUGGUCCUCUAAAGGCAUUUAACCUUGUGAAAGACAGCGCUACAGGCCUCUCAAAGGGUUAUGCCUUCUGUGAAUAUGUUGACGUCAAUAUCAGUGACCAGGCCAUCGCGGGUCUAAACGGAAUGCAGCUGGGUGACAAGAAACUCCUGGUCCAAAGAGCAAGCGUGGGCUCCAAGAACACCACCCUGACGGGGAUAAACCAGACUCCAGUGACCCUGCAGGUUCCAGGUCUAAUGAACAGCUCGGUCACCCAGAUGGGUGGCAUUCCCACAGAAGUCCUGUGUCUGAUGAACAUGGUGGCCCCGGAGGAACUGCUGGAUGAUGACGAGUAUGAAGAGAUCGUGGAAGACGUCAAAGACGAGUGCUCCAAAUACGGCCAGGUCAAGAGCAUCGAAAUCCCACGCCCUGUCGACGGCUUGGAAGUUCCUGGCACUGGAAAGAUCUUUGUGGAAUUUAUGUCAGUGUUUGACUCUCAGAAAGCAAUGCAGGGGUUAACAGGAAGGAAAUUUGCCAACAGAGUGGUUGUGACUAAAUACUGCGACCCUGAUGCCUACCACCGCCGUGACUUCUGGUAGAAACGGGACAGAUUCAAGACCGAGAGAAACGCAGAUGGCCUGAUUUCAACCUUUUGGAAACUCUUGAUUUUGUAGGUUUACGAACUCUCAGAGGAUGUGUGCUUUUGUUAAAAAACAUGACAGGUCAUUGGUCAAAAUCGACCCUAUGUGAUGUUUUUUGACAACAUUGAAGUUUGUGUAAAGCUUUAUAAUGGGAAAUCAGACUGUACCAGACUGUCAUUGUCUACAGAAAAGGAUCAACUGGACAUGCCACUAAACUUCCAUCUUAAUUUUGGCUCAUGUUGAUUUUUGUCAAGUGUUAAAUACCUAUUAUGUCUGUGCAGCUCACAUGCUUUAAGCCCAACUGAUAGGAUAGGACUUACAGGAUGAUAAAAAGUACGGAGUUAAUGAAGCUAUAGGGAGACUGACAUUGAAAACAACAAAAAUGAAUUUUGCACUCAAAAAACAAGGAAUCAAUAGAAGGGGCUAUGUGGAGAGGUCUUUGUUUUUAUGUUUUUUUUAUUGAGGCUGUGAAAUGUUUUGUGUUUGGGCUAAGUGUAAAUGUGUGCAGUGAGAGAAGUUUCUGUGUCGUCUCUUGACACCAUAUAUGUCUGAGGUAAGCCCUCUACAGGCAUCUUGUAGAGGUUGAGUCUUACCACUUGUCUAUACUGUUCUUCCCCACUAUCCCUGCUCUUCCUUUCUUUCUUUCCUUUCACAUCUCCUAGUAGUUAUACUGCUUCUUGUAAACUCUGUUUUUCCGGCCCCAUCGAACCAGAUUUGUUCCCAGUAGAACCUGUAUUUUUCCUUUUAUUUCUUUUAAUUUUAUACAUUCUGUAUUUAACUGUCAACUGCUGUUUUUAAAAAAUGUAAUAAGCUGAGUUGAUUUAAUACAAUGCAUUUAUGUAUGAGGACCAGAAUAAGGUUUUGGUAAAAUAAACUUAAUGCAUUUGAAUUGA
Messenger RNA from Triplophysa dalaica, 3074 nucleotides. RefSeq names its product U2 small nuclear RNA auxiliary factor 2a (gene u2af2a). Gene Ontology annotation, molecular function: pre-mRNA 3'-splice site binding; poly-pyrimidine tract binding. The record is from RefSeq and is a predicted model, not a curated record. NCBI's taxonomy places the organism in Eukaryota, Metazoa, Chordata, Actinopteri, Cypriniformes, Nemacheilidae. Gene Ontology annotation, biological process: female sex differentiation; mRNA processing. Bases 1006 to 2139 code for a protein of 377 amino acids. Gene Ontology annotation, cellular component: commitment complex; U2AF complex; nucleus. The transcript is spliced from 12 exons.